CUCCUCCUGUGGCCUACGGCUUGUCAGGCUAAUGGGCUCAAAACUGACCAGGUCUUCCCCACAAACCUGGUCCUCGUGUUGACAGGUGGCUGCUUCAUCUUCACAGUUGCCCAGACCAGAGCCUCAGAGCCGUCCUGGACUCCUGCCCAAUGUCCACCUGGCCCUGCUAUCCCCUCUCCACCACACCUGACAUCCAGUCAGUGGUCAGACUCCACAGCUGGGCCCUGCCCACAUGGCCCAAGUCCACCCUGGCCUGGCAAGCUGCAAUGGCACCCAGGAGAUGAUGCCCUACACCCCAGGGAGCCUUCCUGGGAGUCAGCCAGUCACCUUCUGUGUGCCUGGCUGUGGCCUGCUGCUCUGCCCUCGCCAUGCACCUGCUCCAUGAUGCAAGCUCAUGCAGCGCCUCACGAGGGAGAUGGCAGCCAGUACUUGCUAAGUAGAUAGAUGAGCCAGACAUGUGGCUGUCUGCCAGCCUGCUCUAACAGCCUGACCCAUGGACUGGGUCACUAAGAAACAGAAAUUUCCCACAGGACAGUAGACCUGUAUUUCAUCCAGUUCAACCUGUGGCUGGAAUUGCCCCAAAAGUGAUGGCAGUAGAGUUCCCACAAGGGAGUGCCCCACACCAUCCUGAGAUGGGGCUGGUUAGGAUUCUACAGAUUGAGCAUGCCAGGGUGAUUCGCCCAGAGCAUUUAUUCGUGGGGCUUUUGUACAGAGUGGGCUGCAGCAGUUCUUGCAAUAGGCAGUGAGAGAAAUGAAUGUUCUCUCUAGGUAUGUCCGUGGGGAGGGGGUUGGUGAAUGGAAUUUAGAUGAGGGUUUAAGGAAUCUGGCUCAGGCUGAGUCCAGUUUCUUUCUGUGUUUUGAGCAACAACCUAGUUACUGUCAUCUGUGCCUGGGAACGUUCAUGGCUAUGGCUCGGGUUCAAGUCUGCAGAGGAAAUUAUACAGUUGGCGAAGUCACAGAGUGGCCAAGGGACUCUCUUUCUCAGUCAGCACUGGGAAUGAAAGUGGAAAGGGGAAGCAGGGGUACGUCACAACCUCCAAAAUCAGGGUGCCCAGCAUGCUGAGGUUCUGGUAAGGGGUUUCUUCCAGACUGCAGACUUCCUUCCCGCUGCCUUCACACAGUGGAAAGCUGCACAAAGCUCUUGGGGUCCCUUUUAUGAAGGCUCUGUCCUCAUGACCUAGUCACCUCCGAAGCACCAACGCCUUGGGGUGAGGAUUUCACAUGGGAGUUAGGGUGCACAUUCAGUUUAACACGGCAGGGAUAGGACCAGUGCUCUGAGGGUGUCUGGAUAGCUGCUGGUUCAUCCAGAAGUUUACUGGGUAAUACUCAGAAAUUCCACAAAUCAUUAAGGUCAUUACCUUGUUAAGCUCCCGAUAUGGAAUCGCGACUAGCAGUGACCAAUUGGCGGUGUUAACUAGGCGCAUCUUGUGUGUUUUCUUUUUUCUUUUUUUAUGAGACAGGGUCUCGCUCACUCGUUCAGGUUGGAGUGCAGUGGCGCGAUGUCUUGGGUUCGAGAUCCUCCCGCCUCAGCCUCAAAGCGUUGGGGCUACAGGGGCGCGCGCGCGCCCGGCCCAUUUUAACUUCUUAUUUUUGAGACAGUCUCGCUCUGUCGCCCAGGCGGGAGUACAGUGGCGCGAUCUCGGCUCACUGCAACCUCUGCCUCCCGGCUCAAGUGAUUCUCCUGCUUCAGCCUCCUGAGUAGCUGGGAUUACAGGUGUGCACCACCACAUCCGGCUAAUUUUUGUAUUUGAGUAGAGACGGGGUUUCACCAUGUUGGACAGGCUAGUCUCGAACUCCCGACCUCAAGCGAUCCGCCCGCCUCGGCCUCCCAACUUGCUGGGAUUACAGGCGAGAGCCACACCGCCCGGCCCCGUUUUAACCAUUUUUAAACUUCCAGUUCAGAGGCGUUCCCGCGCCCGGCAGGGUAGGCGCAGUGCGCAGGCGCCCAAAGCCGACGUGGAGGUGAUGCGCGGGAGCACAGAUCCGGGGCAGUGCGCUGCGCAGAGGCGCGCGGCGAAGCCGAGUGGGCGCGGGAGUGACGUCACGGCGCGCGACGUGGAGGCGGGGUCGGGCCUGGGUCCGACGGUAGUGGGUAGCGGGUCUCGGGUUGCGGCUUGCAGGUUGCAAGCCGCAGGCCCCAGGCAACUGCCUUCCCGGCGCCAUGUUCGGCUCCAGUCGUGGAGGCGUGCGCGGCGGGCAGGACCAGUUCAACUGGGAGGACGUGAAGACUGACAAGCAGCGGGAGAACUACCUGGGCAACUCGCUGAUGGCGCCGGUAGGCCGCUGGCAGAAGGGCCGCGACCUCACCUGGUACGCCAAGGGCCGGGCGCCAUGCGCGGGCCCGAGCCGCGAGGAGGAACUGGCAGCCGUGCGGGAGGCGGAGCGAGAGGCGCUGCUGGCCGCCCUUGGCUACAAGAACGUGAAGAAGCAGCCCACGGGCCUGAGCAAGGAGGACUUCGCGGAGGUCUGCAAGCGGGAAGGAGGCGACCCCGAGGAGAAGGGCGUGGACCGGCUGCUGGGGCUGGGGAGCGCCAGUGGCUCCGUGGGCCGCGUGGCGAUGUCCCGAGAGGACAAGGAGGCCGCCAAACUGGGGCUGUCUGUAUUCACGCAUCACCGCGUAGAGAGCGGCGGGCCCGGGACCUCGGCAGCCUCGGCCAGGAGGAAGCCGCGGGCGGAGGAUCAGACGGAAAGCAGUUGUGAGAGCCACAGGAAAAGCAAGAAGGAGAAGAAGAAAAAGAAAAAGAGGAAACACAAGAAAGAGAAGAAGAAGAAAGACAAAGAGCACAGGCGGCCAGCUGAGGCCACCUCCUCUCCCACAUCUCCUGAGAGGCCCAGGCACCACCACCAUGACUCCGACUCCAACUCCCCCUGCUGUAAGAGGAGGAAGCGGGGACACAGUGGGGACAGGAGGAGCCCGUCUCGCAGGUGGCAUGACAGAGGCUCUGAGGCCUGAUGGCUGGACCCUGCUCACUGCUAUUGUGGGACCCUGAACCCUCCCUUCACCUUGUUUGCCUCCUGCCUCAGAAGCUCCUCGGGUGUGGGUGAAGCCCGAGGCUGCUCCUGUGGAAAUGGCUCUGGGCAUCAGCCUGUGGGGCUAAAGACUUGACAGCUAGCUCUGGAGCAGCCGGCUUCCUGGAAAACCUCCAGGUUUCGCAUACCAGGGAUGGCCCCUGGCUUGGCCUGCGAAGGUGAACCUGCCCAGAUUUAUUAGUAGAGGCUGGACUCCCUCUGUGUCCUGCCCAUGGUUGCAGCAGCCAUGGGCCUAUGAGCGGUCUAACUGUGGCCAAGUAUGGUGACCUCUAUUUUUCUUUAUAUUGACUCUUUGUAUUUCAAUAAAUAUAUUUUAAAAGGAA
Messenger RNA from Pan troglodytes (chimpanzee), 3353 nucleotides. It is a transcript of the gene C1H1orf35, whose product is annotated as chromosome 1 C1orf35 homolog. Lineage: Eukaryota; Metazoa; Chordata; Mammalia; Primates; Hominidae. The record is from RefSeq and is a predicted model, not a curated record. The transcript is spliced from 8 exons. The coding region runs from base 2162 to 2953 and encodes 263 amino acids.